UCAAACGCCAACUGCAUCCUCACCUUAAUCACCUACCCUCCAUUUCACUAAUCUGUCUCUUAAUCACUUACUCAGUUAAACUAAUCACUCAAUCACCUUGGCUAAGCUCAAGGAAAGAAGGACAUACAGACACACACACUAUACUCGUUUUCUUCUCGUAUACAAAAACCUCAAUCUCCACAAAUUCAACACUUUUUUCUUUCUUCUCUCUCACUUCUCCGUAGAUCUACUUUCUCUCUCUCUCUCUGAGAAAUGUGUGGGGUCUCGCUUCUGGCGUUUCUGCUUCUGCUAUCCCUCUGCGCCGAAGCUUCUGUUCACGACUACAGAGGGGAGAAAUUCGCCGCCAAAGGUAACGCCUUUGUCGUCCAUGGAGGCAGCGAAGGAAUUUACGCUUCUGCCCCCAACCUCACCGACGCUUAUCCACCGCCAAAUCCCGACUCUUACAUACGGUUUGAAAGGAUUACAUUUAGGAGAAACAAGGACUUUUCUAACUUUAGCUCAUGGCCUAUUCAAGCUGUUAUUUUUGAAGUAGAAGAUAGAGAGACAAUUGGUGGUUCAGCUUAUGGUGGUCAAAGGGCUGUCUGCUGCACCGGUGAUCUAGCAAAACUAGGUGUGUGCACUGAAGGACAGGUCAUUUACCGCCCUUCUGUGGAGAAUCCCGAUUGGCCUCAAGUUUUUGGUGUCUCUUUUGAAAUGGAUGAUGAAGUGGCAGUGCUGCCAUUGAAAUCUAUACAGAUCACAAAAACUGGGAUGUAUAACUUGUAUUUCAUCCAUUGCGAUACGAGGCUUAAAGGAUUGAUUGUUGAAGGGAAAACUGUAUGGAAAAAUCCCUCCAGUUAUCUACCUGGUAGAAUGGCGCCUAUGAAAGUUUUCUACCAAUUCAUGUCUUUUGCAUAUGUACUGCUUGGGAUCUUUUGGUUCUCUCAGUAUGCUAGAUUUUGGAAGGAAGUAUUUCCCCUGCAGAACUGCAUUACCGCAGUGAUAACCCUAGGCAUGUUUGAGAUGGCUCUGUGGUACUUUGACUAUGCUGAAUUCAGUCAGACUGGAAUCAGGCCAACUGGGACAACCAUAUGGGCAGUUACCUUUGGGACUGUUAAGCGGACAGUGGCUCGUUUGGUUAUUUUAAUGGUUUCAAUGGGCUAUGGUGUUGUGAGACCUACCCUUGGAGGGCUCACAUCAAAGGUGGUUAUGCUUGGAGGAACCUUCUUUAUUGCAUCUGAAGUUCUUGAAUUGGUAGAAAAUGUUGGUGCAGUAAGUGAUCUUUCUGGAAAGGCAAAACUGUUAUUGGUUCUUCCUGCUGCAGUAUUGGAUGUGUUCUUCAUUCUUUGGAUUUUCACUUCCCUCUCUGCAACUUUAACUAAGCUUCAGACCAGAAGGAUGAUGAUAAAAUUGGAUAUUUACAGGAAGUUCACUAAUGCUUUGGCAGCAGCUGUGCUCGUAUCUGUGGGCUGGAUAUGUUAUGAGCUUUAUUUCAAAUCAAAUGAUGUAUACAACGAGCAGUGGCAGAAUGCAUGGAUCAUCCCAGCCUUUUGGCAAGUUUUGUCUUACUCUCUCCUGUUUGUUAUCUGCAUUCUUUGGGCACCAUCUCAAAGUGCAACACGAUAUGCUUACCGUGAUGAUGGGAACGAUGAGUUUGAUAGGGAUGAGACUACUUUAACACUCAUAAAACCAUCACCCAUUUCUUCAAAAGAUGUUCGAAGUGUGCCAGAUGCUAGAUCAGUUCAAAGCAGUAACGGGAAUUCAAAUGAUGUUUUAGAAGAAGACAAGAGAGAAUAAACUAGGACGAAGCUCUGAUUCUAUGCUUCCAUUGUAUCCCUCCUGAAAGCUCCAUGACUCUUUUCCUUUUAUUCUUUUAUUUCCUUCAUUAGUCUUUACUCUCACUUGAUCCUUUGUCACCAAAUUGUUCCUUACGAGAUUGGAUUGCAUGAUAGAGUUCUUUGUUUCUGUGAUGCCAAUGCACAAGAUAUAAUUUGGUCACUUUUUACUAAUACAAAGGAACUUUUCUUCAGUUAUGCAAAUGUUAUGUGCAUUAUCCAUGUGCAUGCAUGCAUACAUGUGGGAGCACUUACAAGAACUUUUUCAUUUUUAA
Glycine soja is the source of this 2089-nucleotide messenger RNA. RefSeq names its product transmembrane protein 87A-like. The transcript has 5 exons. Gene Ontology annotation, biological process: transport. Gene Ontology annotation, cellular component: Golgi apparatus; membrane. Lineage: Eukaryota; Viridiplantae; Streptophyta; Magnoliopsida; Fabales; Fabaceae. The coding region runs from base 253 to 1776 and encodes 507 amino acids. The record is from RefSeq and is a predicted model, not a curated record.